Trematosphaeria pertusa is the source of this 1605-nucleotide messenger RNA. Its product is annotated as cell division control protein-like protein 10. NCBI's taxonomy places the organism in Eukaryota, Fungi, Ascomycota, Dothideomycetes, Pleosporales, Trematosphaeriaceae. Gene Ontology annotation, cellular component: septin complex; septin ring; cell division site. Gene Ontology annotation, biological process: cytoskeleton-dependent cytokinesis. The record is from RefSeq and is a predicted model, not a curated record. Bases 114 to 1139 code for a protein of 341 amino acids. The transcript has 4 exons. Gene Ontology annotation, molecular function: molecular adaptor activity; GTPase activity; GTP binding.
CGCCCUGACUAUUUGUACACAUCGCCCGCCGUCCCACCGCCCUCUCCAUCGCCCCAAUCCCCCGACAGCCUUCCUCGCACCUAUUCCCGGCCCCGAGGCUCGCAUCGCCCGCAAUGGCUGCCACGUACGGACACCACCAGGGCCCCGUCUACCCUGAGAGCUAUGUCGGUUUCGACAGCAUCACCAAGCAGAUCGAGAAGAAGCUCGUGAAGCGCGGUUUCCAGUUCAACAUCAUCUGCGUCGGCCAGACAGGUCUCGGCAAGUCAACGCUCAUCAACACCAUCUUCGCCUCGCAUCUCAUGGACAGCAAGGGCCGCAUGAUGCCCGACGAGCCCAUCCGCCAGACGACCGAAAUCCAGACCGUCUCGCACACCAUCGAGGAGAACGGCGUGCGUCUGCGGCUCAACAUUGUCGACACGCCCGGCUAUGGGGACCUGAUCAACAACGAGCGCUGCUGGGACCCCAUCGUCAAGUACAUCAAGGACCAGCACAGCGCCUACCUGCGCAAGGAGCUGACCGCCCAGCGCGAGCGCUACCUGCAGGACACGCGCAUCCACUGCUGCCUCUUCUUCAUCCAGCCCUCGGGCCACGGCCUCAAGCCCAUCGACAUCGUCGUGCUGAAGAAGCUGAGCGAGUUUGUCAAUGUCGUCCCCGUCAUUGCCAAGAGUGAUAGCUUGACGCUGGAGGAGCGCGCGGCGUUCAAGGAGCGGAUAAAGGAGGAGUUUGCCUUCCACAACCUGCGCAUGUACCCGUACGACAAUGAAGAGCACGACCAGGAGGAGGUUGCCCUGAAUACGUCGAUCAAGGGCAUUCUCCCCUUCGCAGUCGUCGGCUCGGAGAAGACCAUUCUCGUCAACGGCAAACAGGUCCGUGGUCGCCAGAACCGCUGGGGUAUCAUCAACGUCGAGGACGAGAACCACUGCGAAUUCGUCUACCUUCGCAACUUCCUCACGCGCACCCAUCUGCAAGACCUGAUCGAGACGACCUCGCAGAUCCACUACGAGUCCUUCCGCGCCAAGCAGCUGCUCGCGCUCAAGGAGAGCUCCGCAGUCGGCGGCCACGGCUCCCGGCCCAUCUCGCCAUCCGCAGACCGCGAGCUCAGCCGGAACAGCCAACGGAUGACCAUGAACGGGUAUUAGGAGUUCCCGGCUCAUAGUCGGGUCGACAGCGUUGGAGCUAAGCCCGUGGGUCCACCUCCGCGCAUGGACAGGGUGGUCAGCCCAAUCAUUGACGCUGUCUGAGGCACAAGGGCAGAGGGAAAUGAGCAACGCUAUGGUGAAAACGGAGAGUUGCGGUAUGAUACCAUUUGCAGUACUUAGCACGAACGGAGUGCGGAACCGUUGGGGGUUGGCAGAGUAUACUUUCUACGCUCACACCACACCACUUACACCCUUUUUCUUGAAUAUUCUUUUAGUGUCUGAAAGCUUCUUCACUUCGGAAUCUUUCUUAUGUCUUCAGCGCUGGUGUGUGGGGGUGGUUUGGGCUUGUAUGAUACUCGGGCUUAUAACUGGUUAUACCUGGGUUCUUUUGUUCUAGGAUAGGAUAGUGCAGUGGAGAUAGUAGUGGAGUGGUAAUUCGACCAAAAAUGAGCCCGAUAUAUUUCUA